GACCUCAAAUACACAGAGAUCUGUUUAUCUCUGCCUUUGGAGUACUGGGAUUAAGUGUGCACUGUCAUGCACAGAAAUCCUUACCACUUUGACAGAAGAACAAAGAAGCAGAUCUGAAAGGAUCUGGAGAAGGGGGUGUCUGGAGGCACCAUGUCAGGCAGGAAAGGUGGCAAAAAGAAGCCCCUGAAACAGCCCAAGAAGCAGGCCAAGGAAAUGGACGAGGAAGAUACGGCUUCCAAGCGGAAACAAAAAGAGGAGCAGAAGAAACUGGGGGAGCUAAAAGCCAAGGCCAUGGGGAAGGGACCCCUGGCCACAGGUGGAAUUAAGAAAUCUGGCAAAAAGUGAGCUGAUCCUCAUAUCUGAGAUGAUGGUGACCCUCUUCCAUUCCUAUUUAAACAUCUGGAUUCCCUGCCAUAACAUCUUUGCCAUCUACGGCUAGAAUGAAGUGUUAUCCUGGAGCCUGUUAAGCAUCUGGAUU
Molecule: messenger RNA, 478 nt
Organism: Myodes glareolus (Bank vole)
Lineage: Eukaryota; Metazoa; Chordata; Mammalia; Rodentia; Cricetidae
Source: RefSeq, a predicted model, not a curated record